AUGCGACUGGAGCCUGAGCUGGGUCAGUCUGGGCGUAACGGGACGGCAACACGGAACAGUGCACAACAGAGCGCGGCGUCACACAGACAGCUGUCGGUCGCCAUCCUUUGGCACGUUGGCAUAAUUCGCAGCGUCGGUGAGGCUUUCGAGAGAAGACAAUUAGUGUUGCUGGAGGAAGUGCGCGCACAGGCCGGCCCUAAAGACGCAAUUCACCUCCAGAUUCGUCCACAUUUUCUGCGACCACUAUCAUAG
Molecule: messenger RNA, 252 nt
Organism: Alternaria atra
Lineage: Eukaryota; Fungi; Ascomycota; Dothideomycetes; Pleosporales; Pleosporaceae
Exons: 3
Coding region: 1-252 (83 amino acids)
Source: RefSeq, a predicted model, not a curated record